AAUAAUAGAAUGUCCUUUUAUUUCAUUACAAAAGUUGCUAGAUAUAUCCAGAAUUGUAUGGGUCACGAAUACAUUUAGAAAAGAUUAUAAAUUCUCAUUUUUUAAAUAUUUUUACGUAAUAUUUUCUUAUACAUAAACUAUUCAAAAAUCGAUAAUGGAAUAGGGCACUGUUAAAAGCGCACGCGUGAACCGAUACAUGUCAGCUGUGUACUGAUGUGAAUACAACGUUGUAUCGGGAAUUAAAGUAUUCCUUGUCCUACCAAGUCUUCCAAUGAAGAAGUAUAAUUUUAAGCGGUUUUAAUGGCUUGUGAUAAUCAGACGAAAGUGUACCUGGGAUUUGAGGAUGAAUAUGUUACUGACAAAUACCAGUCGAGCAUCAAUUUUAUGACAAACAAGAUUGGCGGAUUUCCAAACUGUUAUGAGCAGAAUACAUUAUCAUUCCCACAAUGUAGACUAUGUGGAUUGCAUCAACUCUUGGUAUUACAACUGUAUGUUCCAUUAGAUAAUACAAAGUAUCAUCGGAUACUUUAUAUUUUUGCCUGUAUAAACCCAAACUGUUGGAAUCACAAUGAAAGUUGGACCUGUCUGAGGGUUCAAGUUCUAGAAGAUGAAUGCAAAGCAAAUGCAAUAGAUAGUAGUAGUAUAAAUGUGCCAUCUACAACAUCAUGGUUAUCAGAUGCAAAUGACUGGGGUGAUACUUUUAAUGACAACUCCUCAGAACAAAAUGGAAAUAAUUUAUUGCCAAACAAUGCAACAAAGUUUAAUUUUUCCUUUCAAAAAGAAAUAGAUGAGCAUGUACGAGAAGAACUUUCUGCAUUAUAUGUGGAUGAUCCUAAUGCAAAUAGUCCAGCAAGUAUAGAAUCCCCAGUUGGAAUAGGAGCUGUUGGCAGAUUGGAUUCCCCUCAAGCAUCUGCUGAAAUUGAUGGAGAGGAAAGUGAAGUUGUUUGCAUUGAUACUCCAACUCAGCCUCAAUGUGAUUUAAUUAGUUUGUUACGUGAAGUAACUCCAUUCCCUAUGCAACUAGAGUCAAACACUGAAACAAAGUUCUCAUUUGUUGAAAUAUUCCUGUUGGUUGAAGAAGAGGAUAGCAGUGGAGAUGUUCCACAACAUGUUCGUGAUUUACUUCUAGAGUACCAAUACAGAAGUCCAGAUUUGUCCCCAAAAUCUACAGUAGGUUCAAUGGGAGGCAAGACAAUAGAAACAGAUGCAGAAAAAUAUGAAAAGGGUAUUCCUAUGCAUGGUGAUGAAAUGUUCCAUAAUUUUGUUUCUCAAAUACAGAAGAAUCCUGGACAGCUCUUACGAUAUUCACGAGAUAAUUCUGCGCCGCUACUGUUAUAUCCUAUUAGUGGAUGUGUUGGAAAAUGCCGACAUUGUGGCGGUGAAAUGACCUUCGAAAUCCAAAUUUUACCCACAUUAAUUUCCAAAUUGAUACUUCAACCAAGAACUGAAAAAAGUUUCCAAAUCGAAUUUGGAACUGUUCUAAUAUACACUUGUCUGAGAAGUUGCUGGUCUGUAACGGAUUUAUACAGGGAAGAACACGUUAUUGUUCAAGCAGAAAAAUUAUAGUGAUAGAAUGAUGAAAUAAAUUUAAUAGAAUUUUAAACUUUCGACUUUAGGAAAAUACUAGUUUUUUUAGUAGCAAAAUACCGUCCACCUUUUUGCGUAUACUUUAAAAUUCGUAGUAAAGAAUGGUGCAUAAGAAUAAGAUUCCAAUC
Messenger RNA from Dufourea novaeangliae, 1715 nucleotides. RefSeq names its product programmed cell death protein 2-like (gene trus). Bases 301 to 1566 code for a protein of 421 amino acids. NCBI's taxonomy places the organism in Eukaryota, Metazoa, Arthropoda, Insecta, Hymenoptera, Halictidae. Gene Ontology annotation, cellular component: cytoplasm. The transcript has 4 exons. The record is from RefSeq and is a predicted model, not a curated record.